GACGAGGGUUAUUCGGAUGCGUGGUGUUCCGUAAUUUGUUUGCGCUGGUUUCACUUUGAACUAGUUUUGUAAUAAUAGUCGGUGUGAAAGCAUGCUUAAACAACCUACGCGUGAUUUCUUAGAAAAACGAGAUUCAGAUUGAUAUGACGUUAAAACUAUGAGACGAAAGCUCUAAAACCUUUCCUAAAAUCUGGAACAAACGAAAAAUAGGACAAAAGUAGACAUUCCUUCAGAAAAUAAGAAGAAACAAAGCGAAAACGCAUCGUGAAGUCGCUGCUACUGUUCUCUACAGUGUUAUCGCUAGAAGCUUAUAAGUUUUUCGAUGAGCUGAUUGAUUAUAUCUAGCCUUGGUUUUACAAGGAUUUAAAAUUGUAAACGUUAUUAUCACCGAUGGCAAACAAUGAAGGCAAAAAUGGAGGGUUACAGAAAAGAAGACAUCCUCCACAACUGUUUCGACAAAUGGAGCAAGAUGAAAUCGCUUUCCCACAGACCUCUUGCACUGAGGGAGAGGAAUAUAACCUGAAAAUUCCUGUAUCUGCCAAUCACAGCCAUCUUUCAACAAAAUCGAACAGCCAUGCAUCAAGCAAUGCACAAACAGUUGCCGUAUCCAGCGACAAGCCCAUUUUUCAUUCACCAGUAGCAGCUGUCAAGCAACACCAUGGUAUUCAUCCUCGUUUCCCACCACCUGAAGACAGCCGAGCCAGCAGUAGUACUGGUAGUGCAACAACGGGAGGUACAAGUGUAGGUAGUCAAAGUAGUGGUGGUAAGGAUAGCAGCAGUGGUAGUGAUAAAGCUAGACUGGCUUGUUCAAGUGCACUAAAUAAAGGGACUAGAUGUGGUAGCAGUGCUUCAUCAUCGACUGAAGAAACCGAAGCACGUGAAAAACGCUUUGGUAGUGUAGAUUUACAUCCUUUGCCUAGCGUCGCAUUAACGGCUAUAAUGAAUCAAGCGAUGCGUCGUAGUUUCUAUGCUGAAUCUUUAGUUCAAAAUGCUGAACAACUUCAGUAUGCUACGUUACUAUCAGCUCAUAAAAAUUAUGGAGACUCUUCAGGUCCAAUUGAUGUAAAAAUGAGCGCACCAUCUGUUCCACCAUCCAAAAAUGACUUGGUUAAUCUCUUUUCACAAACACCAGCACAUGCCAAUAUAAAUUCUGUGCCACCUUCUGUUCACAGUGCAACUAUUAAGAUCGAUUUGCCCAAGUUUAAUCAAAAUUUGCCAUUGCAUCUUAUCUCUCCUAAUUUAUGGCCACGGUUGAUUUGUCCAAUUCAUGGUGAUAAUUUAUUGGCUCAAUUUUCUCAAGCUUUAUGCAAAAGAAAAAAUGAUAUCAGUGAAACAGACAGUGAACAAAAAACGUUGAAUUUACCAGUUCUAUCUACAAAAAAUGAACAAUCACUCAUGAAUAUCACAUCAUCGACCCCAGAAGAGUCUAAACAAGAUUACAAUGAUAAUGACAUUUCAAAACAAGCAACAAAUGCAACAAUAACUGCACCGGUGCCCGGAACAAGUGUUUAUGGGAUGCCAACAAUGGGGUAUUUUAAUAAUGUAUCUGAAUCAAAUAACAAUAAUAGUGUUCAACCGAAUGGUCCUCAACGUAUUGGUCCAUAUUAUUUAGGUCCCACACUUGGUCGGGGUAAUUUCGCUGUGGUGAAAUUGGGAAAACAUUCUCAAUUAUCUGUAAAGGUUGCCAUCAAAAUUAUGAACAAAGAUUUGAUUGGUUCUAAAAAUCUUGGUAAAGUCUCUCGAGAACUUGAAGCGAUGAAACGUUGUCAACAUCCGCAUAUCGUCCGUCUUUAUCAUGUUAUGGAAACAGAAUCAAAUAUUUUUAUGGUUACUGAAUACGCUAGUAAAGGAGAGGUAUUCGAUCAUAUCAGUCUAUCUCAUGCAUUUACGGAGAAAGAAGCUAGGGAAUUAUUUUGGCAAAUCGUUUGUGCAAUCGAAUUCUGUCAUGCUUCAGGUAUUGUACAUCGAGAUUUGAAAGCCGAAAAUCUUUUAUUAGAUGCUGAUUUCAAAAUUAAAGUUGCUGAUUUUGGAUUCUGCAAUUUUUUUCAAAAUGAUCAAUUAUUAUCUACACAUUGUGGAAGUCCUCAAUAUGCUGCACCGGAAUUGUUUAAAGGUGAACCAUACGAUGGAACAUUGGCCGAUGUAUGGAGCUUAGGUGUUAUUUUAUAUAUUCUUGUUUGUGGUUCAUUUCCGUUUCCCGGUGAAUCCCUUGGUGAUAUUCGUACACAAGUACUUCGUGGUCUUGUACGUUUUCCAUUUUAUUUAUCAACUUCUUGUGAACAAGUUAUACGAUGUAUGUUACAGGUGGAUCCUAAUCGACGAUUCAAAUUAAAACAGGUUACGACCACAGCAUGGAUGCAAGAGUCUCCAAAUGUGGAACAUUAUAAAUCACUUAUGGACAAAUAUCAAAAACAAGCAAAAGAACGUCAAUUCGAAGUUUUAUUUCGGCAUCAACAUCCGGAACACAGUAAAAUAGCUAAAGAAGAAUUUCUAGAAAGAAUUGAACGUAAACUUGAUAUUGGUGUUGUGAAAGCAUUGUCUAGAGAAGCAGGUUUAGAUGAAGAACAAAUUCGUCAGUCUACAAUUCAAAAGAAAUACGAUCGUUAUCAUGCAGCCUAUGAAUUAUUAAAAGAAAAAAUUAAAAUAUUUUAUCAUAAUCCUAUCCUACGAAAUUUCGUUAAUGAUGAAGCCAAAAAACAAGCAGGCAUAUUUUCCAAACUAGAUACAACUCAAAGACCUGCAUGGCAGCCAACCUCUGAUAUUCUAGGUGGAUGCAAUUUAUCUGAAGAACAAGUCAAUACGAAUGUUUUAAGCAUAACCACAUCAACAACACAACCAUCUGCAAUGCUUAGUGUAUUGGAUGAAACAAUGUUAGAAGAACAAACUCCGAGCGAUAUUAUCAUGUCCAGUGAUUCCAGUGAUCUAUCAGAUGUAAUGAUGAAGGAUACUUCUUUGUCUUGUACUAGUGUUCAUACAACCACUUCUACAACAAUGAGUACUGUUUUCAUCACGGCGUCCAAUCUUGAAAAACCUGAAAACUCUUGUACUUAUAAUAAACAGAAUACAACUGUUACAACUAACAAGAAAGAUUUUAGUGAAAGUAGUUUAAAAGAGUGGAAAUGUGCUACACAGCCAAAAAAUACUGAAUUGAAUGCUGCCAUAUGUAUAUUAAAAGCUGAUGAAGAUGAAAUUCUCUCAAAUUUUGGUAUUGAUUCAGGGACAAUAAAUAAAUCAUUUUCUAAUUCAAUACGACGUCAUACAUUACAAUUUACUACUUCAUUAUUUCGUAAACCAUCCAACCAACGUGAUAAUCCUGAUAAUAUUUUAACAAAUAAUGAUGAUGUUAAUAAUCAUCAGUCGGAUACAUCUUCUGCCACCAUCAACAGUAUGUCCAUAAAAAAUUCCAAUGCAAAAGCUAAACAAUCUCACGAAUUAACUGAUGUGAAUAAUAACAGCAAAAGUUCUUCAUCUGAUGACAAUAAUAGCAGUAAUAGUAAAACUAAUGGUAAUAGUGUUAAACGAACUACAGUACGUCGCUUUCCGCGUCAAAUUACUCAACCACAUUCAAAUCGAUUACAAUAUAAUCAAACUAGUCCGGAUAAUUCAGAUCAAAUGUUACUUAACCGUUUAGAUUGGUUGCCAAAUACUUGGGAGACAACCCAGACGGGCUAUCGGAAAUCUCAUUUACUGCAAUCAUCAAGACCUUAUUUAAAUAAAAUUAGUAAACAAAAUGAACAAACAUUAACAUCACUUGAAUUAGGACAAGAAGCAGCUACCACAAAGUUACCACCAAUGAAAAGGGAUUCAAUUACCAUAGAGACAACAAUAGGUGAUGAUGAAGAAGAAGCAGAGCAAGACGAUGUUUCAAUUCUAAUUGAUCAGGAAAACAUCUUGCCAGAAGAAAUAUCACAGUCUAUCCAAUUUACAGAAAAUAUCUCAUCAGUUGGUGAUUAUAAUGUGACAGUAAUGAAUAAACCAAAUAUGGUAUCUGAAAAGACAGAAUGUCCCAAUCCAGUUGAAUGCCCAUAUGAGUCUACAUCAAAAAGUCAACUGAUUCCUUCACAAUAUCCUAAUCCACAAACACCAUCAUGUGAUCCUUUGCUGUUAGAUCGUAUUCCAGAACAAAUUUCAAUAGAUAUGAACACAGAGACUAAUGAAAAAGUGAAUAAUACGGCACAUGUCCUAAUUGAAAAACCAACCUUACUAGAAGAUCCUUGCUGGUCCACUGUUCGCAUUUCAGGUGGAGUGGAUGAAGAUGAUGAUAAUUCAUGUGAUCCAACAGCUGGAGUACUGCGUACACUACUUCCACAGCUUAACUUACCGGCGAACUUACCAGCUAUGAUUCAUCAACCUGUAGCUUGUUUUACUGUUAAGGAUCCAAAUUUACUUGCUCCACCAGAGUUUAUGACUCCACAUAGUUCUAGUUUUCCUCGUAGAUCAUCGGAUGGUGCCGCUGAUCUACAGCCACUUCAUCGACCAGUAAUCACAGUGGGGGGAAGUUAUCCGGAACAAGCGAAUUACCGUAAAGAGGAUUCUGGUGCUGAGAGUGAAAAUUCAUCUUUGUCUGUAAUCAAUACUGUUCAUAAUUCAAAACCAAAUUCCAUAGAAGGAACCACAUCAUCUGUGAAGAAUUCCGAUUGGAUUCAAACAUCUCGACCAAAACACGACAAUUUUGAAAAUUCAAAACCGUUAUCCUCUUCAUCUAGUGAUCAGCCGCAACAAACCUGUCAACAACAGCAACUCCCGGAAUCUCGUUCUCGAACAUUGGCCGCUCAACAACGUUCAUUAUUCUCUGCUUUACAUUCUCAAAAAAGACGUCUUCCUUUAGGAUUAUGGUGGAAACUUACACAUAAAAAAUUUAAUCAACCUGGUGAAAAUUUAAAAAGUGAAUUAUGGGAUGGACAAUUUAUUCGACAUCAAAAACGUUUUAGUUUACCUGUAAAUUGUGGACCAGUGAGACAAUCAUCAGGCACCAUCAAAACUGAACUACAAUGUAGGUGUCAUCAACCAUUAACUUCCGAAUUAUUACAAGAAAUUGAACAAAAAUUACAUGAUACUUCAUGGAUUCAAAAAAUUCCAGCUUCUGAAAUUUCAAACAUGCAAUGUAUAACUAAUGAAAAUAAAUUUAAUAUAGAAGAGAUACCAGAAAUUUAUCGUCGUGGAAGUGAAGCUAGUCAAAUGUCAGCAUGGGAGCAACGUUUAAGACAAUAUAAUGACCUAUAUGAUCCUGGUGCACAUGCUCAAGUGACAUCUAGUUUUCAUCAAGCAGUUCCUGAAAUAGAAGCAGAUGAAGACGAAGACGAGAAAUUAGUUUCAAAUUAUCCAUUCUUCACUUCUCCAUAUACUAACGAUACAUCUGUUCCAAAUACAAGAUUAAUAACAACUAAAUGUCAAGAUAUCAGUUCAUAUAAUGAAACAAUCGAUACAGUAAAAUCAAGAACAAAUACAAGUACUCCUCAAUUUGUACAAUAUAAAACACAACAAUAUUUAUCAAGUUCCGUCAUAGACGAUAAUCCAUCAAACCCUAUUUCAAAUAAACCGUACAAUUCACACAUAAGUGCUCCAAAUGUUUCCCCAAUUAGUCAAUCAGGUAUUGAAUUGACUGAUUUGAAAACUGAGCUACAUAAUCUUGAAGCAGAAAGAAGUGCUGGACAUUCAUCUUUUACUGGUGGUAUACUGGUAUCCUCUAUAGAAUCAUCACGAUCGGUAGAUGAUAAUAAAAUUCAUAAGUCAAAUGAAUCCACCCAUCUACCAGAAUUCAUAUUAUCUUCUGAAACAUCAAAUAUACCUUCGUUUUUAUCUGAUUGUGCCAUUAAUAUGCAACAAUCCGCAAUACCGAUUAAAUAUACACUUAUACCAAAUGAACAAUCUCCGUCUACUUCUUCUUAUACACAUCGGUCUAGUAGUGACUUCGAUAAUAAAACACAUCGUCGGGCAUCAUCUGUCAUUGAUAAUCCGGUAACAUUAAACUAUUUAAUUCCCCCUAACAGAGAUAUCUGUGAAACUUCAAGGGAUAACAUUCGUAGGCAUAGACAUUCUGUUAGCGAAAUGGUUGAUAAUAAACAAAAUUAUAAAUUUAAUUAUGAAUUUUGUUCCGGUGUAGGCUCCGAUGUAUUUAAUGUUAGUUCAGAAUUGCAUCAACCCACAAUACAUGUGGGUCUGAGUCCGGAUUUGGAAAGUACCGAAGUUCAACUACAUGAUGAGAUGAGCAUAAAAUCACUUUCUUCCUUUUCCAUGGUUGAAACACCAGCUAACACCAAUAUGAAUAAUACAGGUAUUGGUCAGCGCCUUUUCGAACGAUUACAUCCUGAUCGACCAAACUAUCUACAUAUAUUACAACAUUCAGGCGGAUCAUCAGAUCGACGUUUGAGUCCUGAUUUCCUAAGAAGUCCUCGUAAAAAAGUAAGUUUUUAUGCAUAUAAUUCCUUAAUCUUAAAUCAAUAUUUGUGAGAAUGCUGACUACAGAUUAUCCGUUCAGUUUCAGUCUUAUACAAUCUAGCUAAACACAUUGUUGAACACAUUAUCAGGAAUAUAUUUUCUAUUUAUUAGUUCAGUUAGCUAUAUCGAAACACAACCUAUGGUGGUUUCUAUUUCUGCUCAUUCAGCCGUAACGGUAGACGUUUGUUCACUUUCUAGAAUGAAUUUUUAAAGUAAAUGACUCCAUGUAAGUAGUCAACUUUGUUUGAAAUAACCCUAGCUACUCAUUUGUCAUUACUAUAAGCUAACUGAAUAAGUCUGUUAACAGUCAGUUCUACUGUUACGGAGACUAAAUUUAUGAAACAAUACUUAGAUGGAAAAUUAUUAUGAAUAGAGAGUUGUAUAAGGUAAACUAUUUCAUCUACAACUCAGUAAAACAUACUGUUUUUAUCCAGCAUAUUGCUUGGAUAGAAGUUUAAUUACUUUUUAAGCUACUAAUAACGUGUGAGUAAUAGCGGUUCAUGAUAUUCUUUUUACUCAAUUCAGAUAUUAUUUGUUGGUUAUUUGUUCGAUGUGAUUUAACAAUUAAAACCCACUUUUAAAGUAAAUUUAAAUACACUGAAAAUGAAUGUUUACGUUUAAAUCUGUGAGAUUGAUUACGAGAUUUUCUGGUUUUAUUUUAUCAUUACUAUUAAAAGAUCUAUCAAGAAUGGUUACCUAAGUUAACAGAAUUAUCACACAAAGCAUUUGAUGUUGCUCGCGAUAAGAUGAAUAAGGUCAGAGCCACAACUAAUUCACAGUCAUUAGUUUAUAAUCUAGUCCAUUCAGAUAUACUUCAUUCAUCAACACAUUGUUAUACAGUCAAUAAAACAAACUCAAUGCAUAAAGAUGAACGUAAUAAUGAAUGUUGUUUGAGUGAUAUAAUUAAUAAAUCACAGGUUGGUCAGAAUUCCAGUACUACUGGUGUUAUUUUACAUGAGAAAGAUGACAAAGUUAAUCCUGUAGAUGUUGAUCCAGAUCCAGAGUUGGAUCCAGAUAUCGAUGAGGAAGAAGAUGAUGAAAAAGACUGUGCUUUAGCUCCACUACAAACUCAUAAAAUUAACGCAAACAACCCAUCGACUCAUCAUUCAUCUCGACAGAGACAUAGGAUAAUGAAUCAAAAUAUUGGACAAAAUUUAACCUAUCCACAACAGGUAAUGCCUUUCUUUCAUGGUAAUUUACUUAACCCAACUGUUAUUCAACAACAGAAUCAGAAUACAUUAAUUUCUCAGUUACCUAGUGGUACUACUGGAAUUAAUACUUAUGGUCUUCAAGAUUUAGUCGAUUUCUCAAAUCCACAAGCUUUGCCUGCAGCGGCAGCUGCCGCUUCAUUAUUACUUUUCCGUUCGAGUGAUGAUGAUGAAGAUUUAGCUGCUAUUGAUCGUGUUAAUCAACGUUUAGCUUUAAGUAGAUUAACUGGGAAUUUCACAGAUACAAAUCAAUUAAUAAAUGAUUAUCCUAAUCUGCUUGGCCCAACACCUCCCCAUCAAACAUUAACACCUCAACCGCAAUCAUUGUUACCACCAACAAUACAACCAAUUAGAUCUUUACCUAUAACACAAUCAACCCUUCAAACACAAUUUCCACAUUCCACAACAAUAAAUGAAGCUUUAGUAAAUAGACGAAACAAUGUGCUGCAUCAUGAUUCACAUAACUAUUCCCAAUCUUCAACAAUUUCAACUAAUCCUCAUACAAUUACAGAUAUUGAUGAUAUCAAUGCACCAAUCAAUUCACAAGCGCCCAGAAGUUAUGAAACUGAAUCAAACUAUGAUCAAAAAUGAUUAUGCUUAUUGAUGUAUGAUGCAUAGUGAGAUAAUAAGAUUAAUGAUAUAUCAUAUAGAACACUUAUUUUUUACUCCUUUAAAUAUAACAUUGUUUGUCUUUCUUAGUGAUUAUCAGUUGUUUUUUUUCUUGUCAUAAUACUUGACAACUAAAAAUGUUUAUGAAGUCAUCUUUUGUUUUUCAUUGCUCGUUUAUAAAUAUCUUAAAAAGAAAAAGAAAACACAAUUAGUUCAGUCAUUUUAUUGUAAUAUAUUUGCAGCAUUGGACAUAUUCAAAUUAGUUAAUGUAUUUGCCUGCAUUUCAUUUGAUGUUUGCUUGUAUCGACUAUGGGUCUAUAUAGUCCCAUGAAUGUGAUAAAUCAAUCAUCAUUGUUAAAAUUAUUCUCAACAUUAUAUACAUAGUACAUGUAUACCGUAUACCUGAUCAUAUUUUUUUUUAAAUAAACAGAGUAAUAUCGAAAUAAUUUUAUGAUUUUUAUGCUUUUUAACUCAUUCACUUUAUAUUUUUAUCAUUAAUAUUCAAAUCAAGUAUUUUUGUGAUUAUGUAAUUGCUGGUGACACCAGCCUUCAUACCCAUAACAGCACACGUGACCAAGUUGGUCACAUUCAAAUCCUUCCUACACCUCUUACUAACUUCUAGUUUUGUUUUCAUCAAAAGAGAAUACUAAAAUACUAUGUACUUAGUUGUUAUUUUUUUUCUUUUUAAUAAUUGAACCUUGAUUUUCCAUUGUAAAUUUAUAAUUCAAAUGGUAUUAUGUUUAAAUAUUGAAUGUAAACAGUUCGUUUGUUUGUUUUUAUCUUUUGGUGGAGAGUUUUUUAUAACAUGAAGGCGUAGUGAUCAAAUUAUAGAUUAUUAUCAACUGAAUUAUGAUUGAAAAUCAAGGGUACUUUGUUCCAGUAUGAAUGUGGUAUUCUUUAUUGUUUUUAUUGUUACCAAUCGAAAUCAGUUCAGAACUAUUACCUUUAAAUUAUGUUAUAUAUAUAUAUAUAUAACAUAUAUAUAUAUAUAUAUAUAUAUAUAUAUAUAUAUAUAUAUAUACUUAUCAAUAUCAUCUAGUGUAUUUGAUUGUACUUUUAAAACUUCAAAAUUAAAAACAAACUAGUGGAAUUCUUUGAAUAAUUUAAUUCUACAUGAUUGCCGUAUGUCUUUCAUGAUCUCUAUGUCAUGAUUAAACAUUAAAUGAUUGAACUAAUUCAUAAAUGACUUAUCUAUAUAUUCAUGAAUAUGGUGUACUAUGUCAGUAAAUAAUAAACUGAAAACAAGUUUAAAUAAUAACAGUAAAAAGUAUACAAAAUAUAUAUAUAUUAAAAGAUUUCAUAUACACAACAUCGACGUGAAUGUGGCUUUCAUUGGCACAUAGAAUAUAUAGAACGAUAAAGGAAAUAAUUUGAAACAUGAUAUUACAAAGAAAGAACAUAAUUUUACUAAAUAUCAUUACAUCUGUUUAACAUAAAGAAUAGUUUUUACAUAAGACUACAUUUCAUCACAUUUCCUAUGGAUAUAAGCUCAUUAUAUAUUCAGUAAUAUCCUGAUUCAUUUCUAUCAAUAAGAGUAAGUUCUCUAUCCGAUAUUGUAUCACAUUGAAAAUGAAUAACUGAUUGAUAGAAGAAAAUUCAAAUAACUAAUGAAUAGAAGAAGAAAAAGAAAAACAGAUAUAACACAAUUUCAUUUAUUCUGUUCUAAAACGAUAAGCAUUUGCCCAAAUAUCAGAUAAACAAACUGUGGAAUGAAAACGAAAAAAUACAAUUAAAGGUAAUGCUAUAUGUGUAAUAAUUUUCCAUGCCAUAGAUGAAUAAUAAUUUAUAUGUAUACUAUGAUUAUCUGCGUGUUUCACUUCGAAUGUAUUCACAAACCACAUAGCUAAAUUCAAUACUAAUAAAAAUGUAAUCAUUGUACGUCCUGGUUUUUUUUGUACAUGUUCUAAUGUUCCAGCGCAUCGUCGAGAUGCUUCCAAAAUGAAAAACACCUAAAAUUGAAUGAAAAAAAGUGUUAAUUACCAUGUUUCAUUAGGAUGAAACGGUAUUUUAUAAACCAACGACUUACUAUAGUCAUUGUUGGACUAAAAAAAUUGGCUUUAUUCCAAAGUUAUCCUCGA
Schistosoma intercalatum is the source of this 10333-nucleotide messenger RNA. Lineage: Eukaryota; Metazoa; Platyhelminthes; Trematoda; Strigeidida; Schistosomatidae. The record is from the annotation of a GenBank genome assembly.